Capsaspora owczarzaki ATCC 30864 is the source of this 1318-nucleotide messenger RNA. RefSeq lists its product as hypothetical. Lineage: Eukaryota; Filasterea; Ministeriida; Capsasporidae. The transcript is spliced from 7 exons. Gene Ontology annotation, molecular function: protein binding. The record is from RefSeq and is a predicted model, not a curated record. The coding region runs from base 100 to 1119 and encodes 339 amino acids.
GUUUUCAGAAUCACAAAACCGCCUUCACAAAGCGCGCACACACGCACACGCACGCCAUUCUGCUUGUUUUCUUUGCUUGCCUUGUUCCUUGUUUGCGAGAUGAGCCAUUCGGACGAGCACCUCCCCAGCGGAUGGGAGCGCGGAGUCACCAGCAACGGCAGAACAUUCUACGUUGAUCACACAACGCGGACCACCCACUGGUCCAUCCCAGAGCACCUGCUGCCAGAGGACGUCAAGACUGCCCGCCGGAAGGCUGCUGCGAUCGCGCUCGGCGACGGCGGUCCGCUCCCGUAUGGCUGGGAGCAGGCCCAAUUGGAGGACGGCGAGUUUUAUUACGUCGACCACAACCGCCGACGCAACACAUUCACGGAUCCUCGCACCGUCAAGGACAUUCAAAACAUUACUGCAGUGCCAGUGAUAUUGAAAGGCUACUUGCAAAAGCAAGGAGGAACCGGCCUCAAGCCAAAGAACUGGAAGCGCCGAUUUUUCGUUCUGCGUGGACGCGUCCUCUACUACUAUCCCGACGAGCAUACUCCAGAGGUCAAAGGCGUUCUCAUUCUGGCUGGCUACACCAUCAAUCCGGCGUCCGAGGGUGAAAUCAACAUGAAGUAUGGUUUCCAGGCACGCCGACCUGGUGCCCGUACCUACUUUUUCGCUGCAGGCGACGAGGAGGAUCGAGCAUUAUGGAUGAAAACAUUGAACAACACCAUUCUUGAAGACUCAACCGGCGUCAAAACAAUUGGCGAUGAUGUGAUGCAAGACGAAGUUACGCACAAUGUGAAUGUGCCCGCCGAGUCGAUUCGAAACCCAGACCACUCUGGCUACAUGCAAAAGCAAGGCGGCUCUGGAUUUACUCCCAAGAACUGGCGCAGGCGUUACUUUAUCAUGAAGGGCAACACAUUGUAUUACUACAAGCUGCCUGUGGACCAAGUCGCAUUGGGAGCGGUUGCACUGCAAGGGUAUCGAGCUGAACCCACGACCGGUGGCAAACCGUUCCAGUUUACUCUGUCCAAACCUGGAGCUCGACAGUUCUUGCUGAUUGCAGACAGCGACAGUGAAAUGCAACAAUGGAUUUCGCACUUGAACAAUCGUGCCGUCCAGCUCAACUUGGAGUGCUAGCAAAUGACAUGCUUUUCUCCAGCGUGCUGAGGCUUGAUCUUUUCCAGCAGACACGCGUCGUUCGAUAUUUUUUUUUCGUUUAUCUGCUUUUACUUUCUGUUGUAGCUACUGUCUGAUGUUUGCUUUGCUCGUGCCUUUGAUGUUUAUUCUAUUGGGACUGAAAGCUCGUUCCGAGUUGUCAGUCUACAAAUUCUUUGCU